CUUGCCACAAUGCUGCUGCUCAGACUGAUCCUUAGCCUGAUUCUCCUUGGCGCCUCCUGGGGUUGUGGGGUUCCCGCCAUCAAACCGGCGCUGAACUUCAACCAGAGGAUCGUCAACGGGGAGAACGCAGUGCCCGGCUCCUGGCCCUGGCAGGUGUCCCUGCAGGACAACACUGGCUUCCAUUUCUGUGGGGGGUCCCUCAUCAGCCCAUCGUGGGUGGUCACCGCUGCCCACUGCAAUGUCAGCCCCGGCCGCCACUUGGUCGUCCUGGGCGAGUACGACCGAUCAUCCAACUCGGAGCCCUUGCAAGUGCGGUCUAUUGCCCGGGCCAUCACACACCCUAACUGGAAUCCCAACACCAUGAACAACGACCUGACGCUCCUCAAGCUCGCCUCGCCGGCCCAGUACACGGCCCGCAUCUCACCCGUCUGCCUGGCUGCCCCAACAGAGACGCUACCCACUGGGCUCACUUGUGUCACCACUGGCUGGGGUCGCAUCAGCGGCGUGGGCAACGUGACACCAGCCCGCCUGCAGCAGGUGGCCCUGCCCCUGGUCACUGUGAGUCAGUGCCAGCAGUACUGGGGCUCCCGCAUCACGGACGCCAUGAUCUGCGCGGGUGGUUAUGGCUCAUCCUCAUGCCAGGGUGACUCUGGAGGCCCCCUUGUCUGCCAGAAGGGCAGCACAUGGGUGCUCAUUGGCGUGGUCUCAUGGGGCACCUCCAACUGCAACGUGAACACACCUGCCAUGUAUGCGCGAGUGAGCAAGUUCAGUGCCUGGAUCAACCAGGUCAUGGCCUACAACUGAGUCCACUGGCCCCUCUCCGGCUCAACCCAAUAAAGCUCCAGGCUCCGCUCUCA
This is a messenger RNA of Echinops telfairi (small Madagascar hedgehog), 857 nucleotides long. RefSeq names its product chymotrypsin like (gene CTRL). The transcript is spliced from 7 exons. NCBI's taxonomy places the organism in Eukaryota, Metazoa, Chordata, Mammalia, Afrosoricida, Tenrecidae. The record is from RefSeq and is a predicted model, not a curated record. Gene Ontology annotation, molecular function: serine-type endopeptidase activity. The coding region runs from base 10 to 804 and encodes 264 amino acids. Gene Ontology annotation, biological process: proteolysis.